GGAACAGCGAACUAUAUUGAGUGGCAUAUGGGCUGCUGCAAGAAAUGAGGUCCUGCGAGUCGUGUCUUCACCUUGGCAGGGAACAUAUCACUCUCUUCUCCCGCUUCGUGGGAACGGCUUCAAGAACCCGGGCUUAACCCCUGUUGCCGGGGACCCAAGGACAUAUACCCGGGACCACAUAUACCCCUCAGAAGCAGGCUACUGGAGCCGCUCCGUAGUCCCCGUUGACUAAAGGCGUCGCAAGCUUUGGUGUAGUCCCCGGCAGUAGUGGGAAAAAAUGUCUCAGGGGAGAUACAGGGACUAAAGGAAGUUUGGUAAGAACUUAAAAGCUAGAGCAACGAGGGCAAGAGCGACAAUACUCCAGUCGGUAAGGGUUUCCAAAAGUAGCAGCAGCAAUGUUAAAAAUCCCGACUCGGCAGUCAUGGUGAAAGCAGCGUAGCAUUGCAUCCCUUGGCCCUGUUCGUCCAGGGUUCAAUGCCAUUGGGAAAAUAACAGGUCAGAUAUGCCUGCGUGUCAAGGUGUUCACGCUUAAACUUAAUUCUCCACAAAAUCAAAAUCUCGUUGAGUGCCUCGAAGAAACGGAGAAGCACUCGUAUUCUAUUCUUCUCCAUAUCAAUACCUCUUCCCUUCUUCCCUUCCUUUUUGCGCCUCUUCUUAUUUGCUUCAUUCACCAUCGUUUACCCGCAGCACCCGAUUUUGUGUUGCAAUUAUGGUUCAGCCGGCAGGGGACGGCGUCCCUCUUCUGUAUACUUCGAUAGUCCUGCUAGCUGUGACUUGGCUCACAUUCACCACACGGAUAUCAGUGCGAAUAUGGAGGAAAAACUCUGGCUGGGAUGACUUGUUGAUGUUCAUAGGCCUCCUUCUCUUCACAGUAACAGCCUGCCUAUGUAUUGUCUGUUCCUUCCUCGGGUCCGGCCAGCUCGCUGCUGGUGUCCCUCCCAAUGAAACCAUGAAGGGAAUUAAGCUCUUCUUCAUCGCCGAGUUCUUCUACGCUUCCGGCGCCGCCAUCAUCAAGUGCAGCAUCGCCAUUACACUACUCAGAAUUGCCGACACUCGCCGGAGCUUCGUGUGGACGAUCUGGGCUAUCAUGGCCGCUACUGCCAUCUCUGCUAUUGUCUUCAUUGCCGGUAUCGCUAAUAUCUGCCACCCGAUCACCACGCUAUGGGGUGAAACUACAACAGGUUCCUGUAACCUGAAGCUAAACAGCGACGUCAGCUUCUUCUUCUCUGCUAUAGAGAUUGUGACGGACUUUAGUUUGGCAAUUUUGCCCGCGAUCUUGCUAUGGAACAUCCAGAUGAAGGCUAGGGUCAAGUUUUCCGUGGGUAUUAUUCUCGGUUUGGGUGCUUUUGCAAGCUGUGCCACCAUCGUCCGCCUCAGAUACCUAACCCUCUACGACAACCCCGCUGAAUUCAUGUUCGGCACCGGCAAAAUCGGCCUCUGGUCCAUCAUCGAGGAGGGUAUCGGAAUUACCGCCGGCUCCCUUCACGCCCUGCGCCCGCUUCUAUCUCUCCGCAUCUUCGGCGGUGGAAGCUCAGUCGACAACACCGGUGCCUCCGCAUCAGCAAGCAACAAGUUCAAGCAAUCGAACGGGCACCAGGCCCAACGCAACGAGAUCAAUCUCGAUACGUUCCAACAGCUCGGCGACACAGAUGCUGAUAGCUCGAGGCAUAUCCUGAAGGAGACGGAGGUGUCGAUGACAAGGAGCGAAGGGACAGAGAAGGGGCCAGGAAAGGGGAAAUGGGACAGGACGCAGGUGGUUGGGUGGAAAUAGGGAUGAGUUGUUCCUAUUCUGACUGAUAUUUUUACUUUAUGUUCGGAUAGCGAGAUGUAAGUGGCAUGACAAGCGCACGGGAUUGAUGGAUAUGGAUGUAUGCGCAGGGCGGGCAUCCGGGGAAGAAUCGCCGGAUAUGGCGAUAGUUUGUAUGAUAUGUAACGCCAUAUAGACGAUAGGUCAGGCAACUGUGGCUGGCCGCAGUGUUUGGCUAUGGCAUUCUUUCAAGAAGGCAUGGUGAUAAGAGUCACGAAGAUAAUACCCAUAUAUUCGCAUUUGAAGCAAAAUUAAUAGAG
Messenger RNA from Pseudogymnoascus verrucosus, 2067 nucleotides. RefSeq lists its product as uncharacterized. Bases 710 to 1771 code for a protein of 353 amino acids. NCBI's taxonomy places the organism in Eukaryota, Fungi, Ascomycota, Leotiomycetes, Thelebolales, Thelebolaceae. The record is from RefSeq and is a predicted model, not a curated record. The transcript has 4 exons.